UUUGACUACUUCCAGUAAACAGACUUACCUUGACGAAAAUCUUGAUGUUCCAUCUGCAGAAAGGCUAAUUUUCAUAUCUAAAAACUUGAGAGACCUUCUCAAAGACUUGAAUUACACGCGCUGGCAAGAAACACUGCUGGGUUGAAUAUAUUUGUUAAAUAUAUAAAAAAAAUGCCACAAUCUUAACCUAGCGGACGUUACGUAUCGGGAAAAGUCGUGUCUAUGAGCUAUUACUUAAAGAAAGUGCAGCUGUUACUUAAAGAAAGUGCAAGUAUUUGUAUGUAUUGUCUGGUAAAGCACAACAUGAUCAUAAAUUUGCAUAGUCGAGAAUGGCGAGGAGCUUCGGACAAAUCUAGUUCCAGUCUUGUCGUAAGGAUCGCAAGGAGGGUGACGUUUCUAUCGAUAGUCGAAGAUUGAAUCCCGAGAUGCUGAUUUUGAAGAACAAUACAAAGCAUAUUUAUAUUGAGUGACGACAGUAACUCGCUCCCCAAUCGAAACAAAGCAUUGUAAUAAUCAGUAUAGAAAGCCUAGAAAGGAACUGCGGAAAAAACGUUUCUAAGAUUUGGAACGAAAUCUCGUAGAGUCAACCAACAGACGAAGAUCGACCCGAACAAAUCUGUCCUUACUGGAUCUUUGUGUAAGAGUGAAAGCGAGAAUCACGUCAAUGAUGGUGAACGCGUGUAGGAAAAAACACAGAUUGGCCCGGGUCCUCCAAUUCCGAAGAACUUUUCUUUCUAAAGUCCACCUUUUCAGUUACCAAGGAAACAAUGAGUGGGGAAAAAACUGUUAUUACCUACCAUAGCCAUUUGCCCUUAGCACUAAAUACGCAGUGAUUCAUAAAAGGAACAAAGCGUGUUAUUGUAAAAUUCGACUGCCUAAUAAAGUAGAAAGACAUUGACGAACACAAGCAGUAUAAUUCAGCUGGUGAGAAUAUUUACUUAACAGAGAUGAUGAAGCUAAACAUUUUGAAAGCGGUAGGAAAUGGUCGUUGAAGAUGACUCUUUGGAGAUUUACUUGGCACGAUACGAUGACCCCAUUCGCUAUGGUACAUGCACAGAGAUAUUACGCAAGCCUAUUGAAUAGCUCGUUCUUGCAUUUGCACGGGUACGUGGUAAUGGGACGUAUCUUUUAAAAAGUUCGCUUUGCGAUUGUAUUUAAGAUGGCCGACGGUACGAUCAUGCGAUUAGUCGUCAGUAAUCUCCGACGGCGAAACCCCUGACAGCAAACUCCUUUACACAUGAGAGACUUUCUUAGCUCGUUUCCAAAAGAUUUCGUUGGCUUAAUUUGCAGGGUGAAAAAAAACAAAGAAAUAACCAUUUGUAAUAACGUUUGGUGUAAUAAACCGCUCUCAACAUGCGGUCACAGUAUCAGCUUUGACGUUUUCCAGUGUGUUUGUUUUUAUUGUCACGAUCUGGCUUACUUACCAACGCAAAUGUGGCAGCUAGUUGGCCUACAUGUUCGGGCGGCAUCUCUGCCUAUACAUGAUAGUAAAUUGGGUCACUGAAUCAUGUCAACCAAAGACUGCAGUUAACACCUAGGUUGAUCUUCCUCCAUUUUUCCAUGUUGCCUUCUAUUUGAAAUGUUGAUUAAGGCUCUACGAAGUCCUUAUAUCGGGAAAACUUACGUCUAAUCAUUUGAGCAGCUUGCCUCUGGUCCUGCUACGCGCGCGCCAGUAAACAACAACGUUAAAAUAAGCUAAUUUGGCCUAUUUUGAAACGACCGCAGUGUUACAAACGUAAGGCUUAGUAAUAAUCAAUUUUGAACAGCUAUACUGAUAGGUUUUUCCUAUUAAGUGCAAAUAUGAUCAUAAAUUAAGAAUUAGAGUACGAUGUUAUACUAAGGAUGUGUUUGCGAGAAAAAAACAGGAAGUGCGAACGAGCUUACUCGGUGCUGUCGCGAAGGCAGCUAGCUGGUCUCUCAAAACACGCAGCGGCCCUCGUACUUAUACUAAAACAAUGCACGAAUUUAUCUUUUCCUAUUCGUAAACACGUGUGGCCAUCAGUUACAAUUUCGUAUUUCUAGACACGCACUACGUCGUGAUAACUGGACGACUCCCACACAGUACACCCACUGGAACCUGUCUAUAUCUACAGGCGUCUAUAGCAAAAGUAAAGCACUCCAUCGCCGAAUAAAUUGACCAUAACUCACCGUUCCAUUGUCAUAACUCGGUCAGCAAACCCCUAUCUGCAUGAACUUUCUACCGUUCUCUCUCUCCCCUUACACGGAACUCUACCUCAAUGCAUCUAGCAUAAGUGGUUGAAUUAGGCGGUAUAAAUUGCGGGUCGGCAAAACGAAACUAUUACACUUGAAGAAAACAUAAUGCGCUCUUGCAUUUACCCAGACACGUACACAAAAGCAAUUAAACCUAGUUCAGCAUGUUUGUUAGUUUGCCUUGUUACUACAAGACGGAAGAUCGCUCAUAUGCCGCUAUCAACACCGCACGAAAACCAACCAUCAUGCCAAUGAGCGGCCUGCAGCAAUAGAAAACGACAGAUAGCCGAUCGCUGCCCAACAAAGCCAAACGCGACCGACGCACUCCGGAUGAGGAGAGCAUUGUCAUAGCAUUGACUCAUUUGUCUAGGACGUAGACACAGCCACAGUAUUGCACAACACAUCUAGCUAGAUAAGAUAGGCGUUGCGAUGAUUCUAUCUAGAAUUCCUCCGUUUUUGCCUUAUUUCGUUCGACGAACAUGGAUUUGUGUACUGUACGCAUUUUGUCUCUGACCGACGGCGGGUCUGCCUUCAUACGAACUAUUUUGUACUCCUGCGAUAGUGUGCGGCGGCUAGAUAACGGCUUAUGCUCAUAUUGCUUUGCUCUGCGCCCGCCACGUAAUUCAAAACGGCCGCCAUAUUGUUCGGCAGGAGCAGCUUCAGCAGCGCUAGUCGCCAGCACAGUUGAGCGCCACAGCAUGCUGCUGUUGAUGCUGCUGCUGUGGCCUUUCUGUAAGAUGAUAGCAUUGGGAACCCAGUCAGCUAAUAGCAGCAGCACAGCAGGCAGGCGCCAGUGAACGUGCCAUAAGGGUCUGUGUGCCAGCGGAAGAAUAACUUCGCCGUCAGUUGAAGCAAGGAUGGUGCUGUGGCGCCCGCUGCCGCCUCUAUUGAUAUCGCCGUCGGUGACCGCGCUGUCGCGUCUCUCGGUUCGCCUCCAGCCGAUGGCGGUUGAGCUUACGGCGCAGCCGUAACUCCCGUCGUCGUUGCUGUUGCUGCUGCUGCUGCUGCUGCUGCUGCUGCUACUGAACACCACAGCCGCAAGCAUCACGGAUAAUAAGUCGUGUGAUCGGAGGAACAACGCAACGGAACGCUGCAAACUAAACACAUACGGAACAACAAUGGCCAGGCGAACAGUCGGAUGAAUGCCUACCAAACAGGCGGGUGACAAUAGAUGACUUGUGCAGGGCUACUACGAAAUGCUGUUUAACUAAACUGAACGGAUGGCAGUAAUGCAAUAUAGCUUCACUGGUUAUCACGACUACUUCUGUAACUGUUAAAACAAAUCUGGCCGUUUGGCUAUUGCGGUGCGUGUCUCCACUGUUCAACUCAGCUUAUUUUUCUCAUUUGUAUUAGGUCAUACUGGCUGAUAUCCAUCCAUUUCGUGGACUACGGCGUCGCCCACGACAACGCAGCGAUUUUCACAUGCAUGGUUCGGCGCUCGUUAGCGAACUUCAGCGACACCGACGAUACCAACAGCAGGGUAAGGAGGGCGGCAACGCUGCGGUGUCCGUGCUGUCGUGACCAUUGCUGGUGGUAAGCAGAGUUCUACUUUACGUAGCUCAACGCGACGGAACUGCUAGACUGCCCGCAGUACCGUGAAGUGGAGUACAGUCGCUGCAAGUGCCAACAGCCAAUGUUACCAUUUUUUGUUCGCCGAGGAUGAAGCCGCCGAUGCUCGAUUAUCAGCUUCUACGACGGGUGUCGGUGCCGGGUGCCGUUGACUCUUCGCUCGCUCGUUCCGUUCUUGCAAGCUCGUGGCCUCCGUGUGCACGCGGUCAUUUGCCCGUUAUGGACGCUGCUGCUGCUGCUGCUGCUGCUGCAGUUGUUGUGUUAGUUUCGAUAGCGACAUCUUCUAUUAAGUACCACCGUAAUUACGACUGUGAGAGCCAGCGGCUACGGUGUCCGUUGUCGUGCUAAAGGCCCCUAUCGGGAUGCCCUUUAACAUGUUAGGGAGAAGACGAUUAAAUGAAGGGGACGAAAGGAUUGCGCUGCUGAUUUAGAUCGCUUUCAAUAGUAGCAGGAGAAGGAACCGAGAACGAGGGCAUCGUGCAUCUUAAAAAGUUGUUUAGGAAUAAUAGCCAGCCGACAACCGUAACAGCUAGACUCGUGAUAACCACUGAGCACAAUCCACUGACCAGCAUCAAGAUGGUGGACAAAAACGUUUUCAAGAUGGACGUAAACCUCAUGCAAAGGUUUCGCAGCCUGAAAACGCCGAGUGAAAGCAUCGAGCGGCUAUUACCAAAGACAUUUGCAUCCGGCGCGAACUUCAAUGUCAACCCCCCUGUCCUGCCAAAACAAUCGGCAAUCGAACUGGGUCCAAUCGAUUCGAUUUCGGCGAGGCAUCUGCAUUCAGCGAAGCCGACGACCCCGGUUAAUAGGCCUAACGAUACGUCGGCAAAGCUGACGUCAUCGUCAUUAUCGACAAAGCAAAUAUCGAACGCGCCAAAAUCGGCAGCGUCCGUCUCGAAGCACCCCGUAACGAAAGCGUCAUUACAGGCGUUGGUCGCGGCAGCAGCGAAGGCUGAACCUUCUUCCAAAUCAUCGUCAUUGCCGCCAGCACAAUCAACAUCGGGAGGUUCACCGAUAAAAGCAGAAGGUUUGUCUCAAACACCAAAAUCGCAGACAACCUCAAUGACUGAUAAACCUACGUCACCGAACACGUCUGUAAAAACUGCAGGCGAGCCUAAAGAUGUUAUGGUUCAGAAAGAGGACUUGUACUGCCUUAAAUUUAAUGGUCUCUCAGUAGAUAUUGCGUCCGAUGAGUCCAUGAAUGACCUGACGUGUCCUAUGCUCUCAGAAACAAAUAUUGAGAACGCCAUAAAGGCGAUCGCGUCAGCAGCACGCUUGCAAGCAAUGGAAUUUUCUGAGGAAAAUGUACCUGCUAAGAAUGGUAACAACAAAAGGGCUUGCGUAAAUAGACAAUUUGGUGGAAAACAACAAACACCACGAAAAAUUUCGGGUGAUCUGAUUCAGGUAGAUUCCACGACUUCUUUAGCAAACAGUCGUACUGAGGACACGUUGGCAUCACCUGGCACAGUAAAGAGGCCUUUACCGCAAAUAGAACAUAAAUCAUUAACAUCAUCCUAUUCAAAUCCACCUGAUGACGGAAAUGGUAUUAGUUCGCAAGAGAGCCAAACGCCAGCAAACCCCUUGUCGUUAAACGGAUAUCUUGAUCCAUCAAACCGUCCAGCUUGCUUUGGAAUUAAAAAAGCCAGAAUAAAGAUUACUAAACGCCGAAAUCCAAAUCGUGAACGAGAAUUUAACCAACCGUUCGUGACUCAAGGAGCCAAUACAGAAUGUCAGAUAGAGCAUCCAGAGAAGUGCGCUGCGGAUCAAUCUGAGGUAGAAAAGUUGGACACAACCCUCAAAUCUAGACCGAUUCCAACGUCGCCCGAUCUGAGCGUCAAAGAAGAACCUGUAGAUUUCGUUGAUUUACUGUCGCUUCCCGAUGAACCGGAAGAAGCUUCGAAAGAGAAUGAAGCUCAAACGGCGCCCCAUUCACCUCCAACCAAAUUAGAUCCGGCUAGUGGGCAAUCAUCUUCCAAUGAUCUUUGUCGAAUGGGGGCACAGGAAGGCACCCCUGCUUUUUGUGAGUCAUUGAAUGCUAGGCUAAGCAUCUUUGAACCCAAUAAUAACCUACAAAAGCAGUCAGUAAGACAAAUUGCAUGCGCCCCAAUAAACCACCAGUUUCGACGAAGGCUUCAGCAGAUGCUGGACAUUAGCUCCUGGAAAAAAAGCUUACUUUCUCAUACAUUUUUUAAAGAGGAGCCAGCACGUCGAGUCGGAGUCGCUGAAAGUAGGACAGAAAAGAUUUCACAGCUAGCAGGUACUACGUUGACACCUUUAAGCGAAAGUUCUUUGACGAACCCAGAACGCAACCUAAAAGGUACAUCAAACCUUGAAGUAUCACCCUUUAGGCUAGAUCCUAUACUAAAUUCCGUCGUAUCAACUGUUAAAGAAACAGCAUCACAUUCAAGUGAAGUAAUUAUUCUGGAGGACGACACGCCGACUCCGCCAUCAAAGCUAAAUCGGACGCGUACAGCAUUUGUGAAGCGGUCUUUGCUCGCAACAUCUCCCAGUGCUACAAUCCAACCAGAAACUAACAACAAUAGAUUAUCAGCAUCUGUAACACCUCUGAAUACUCAGCCACGUAGCGCUGUUAUCCCGGUUCAGCGUGUGGCGCCCGUUUGUGUGGAUACAUCUGUGCAGCAUAUUGAUAAUAUUCCAGUGCAUACCCAGGCUGUUGAAAGUGGUCAUGCAAUUGGACUAGCCUCAGACCAGGAACAACAUAUCCAGAACCUCUUGCCAAGGGGGCCGCCUUUUGUUGCGACACCUACUGUGAUAAAAGCAACGUGCAUACCAACCAUACAGACUACCAAUCAUUGUCAGUUCAAGAGAACGCCGGCGAUCGAAAACAUGGCCACUUUUGACCCGAAUCCACCUGUUCUAGCUGUAUCACCGCCGCGAACUGUUCAUGGGCCGACAGCUGAGAUCCAAGAAGGGUCACCGGUCGCGAAAUUUGUCACAACCCAUCUAGGUCUUACAUCGGCACUAUUACCGUCACCCCCAAAGCUUGUGCAGAAGGCUAUCCAUCAUUCACCAUUGCCCAAUACUGUACAGAACAUGGCAAACCCAUCGAACUCGGUCAACAACAACAACGGUGUCAUCGGGAUGUCGCAGAAGCGAGCCCUGCAUCGUCUGAUACCAUCACAGCCGAACAGUUAUCUCGGAACGGCGUUUCAGCAGGCUGCUCAUCAGUCUGGACAAAAAUCCCAGACACAACAUCGCACACCUAAUAAUUGUUCUGUUCAAGUCCACGUGCAAGCUCCGGUCGCACCUGCAUUACAACAUCAGAUUGGCCACCCACGUCACACGCUGCGACUGCAGCCUUCACAGCAACAGCAGCAGCGAAUCCGAGAGGAACAGCAAUUGGUAUUACCACCUUCCUUGCCCCCUCAAGAAAAAUUGUACCAGUGCGGGUAUUGUGGUCUGACGGGGUCGGAUAUGGCGGUCGUAGCCAUGCAUAUCGCCACCUGUGGAUCAUAAGGGACGUCCGUUAUGUCAUCAUAUUAAAGAACAAAUUGGUUCUUCGGAUCUCUUAAGAUAACCGUUUCCUAUUUUCUGACGUUUGCAGGUAUUUCCAGUUCUAGAAUGAUUACCCUCUUCCUCCUUCUCCCCCAAACAAAAAUCUGUAUACUAACGACUUGUAACGGUGUUUGCUCUUCAAGAGAUAAUAAACCCUGUUCAAUUCAUUGCAGUCUUCCGGGAGCGCACUUUAACACAAGAGAAGAACGAAGCGAUAAAGAAUACGUGAACUAAGCCCGGUGUGUGACACCUAUUGGCGCCCCGCUCCGCGCCAGUUAAACAACUAUCGCCAAUAUGUCUGAAAGACGUUUUGUAUAUAAUUAACAUUGUGUAAUAUACAGGUGAAGAACAAAUCGUAGAAAACGGCGCGAAAUGACUAAGUCUACGCGUGUUAAUUAAGUAUGUAGACACAGAUAGGCCGCUGCACAAUGAACAGUGAAUAUAGACGUACGUAUACGUUAAUUUCUAUAUAGAUGUCUAUAUACUUGCAGGUUACAUUGUGCAGCUCUCGUUAAGGUGCAACAGCGGCUCACGAAAAUUGUACUAAUGAUUCGAAUGAAAACGCUGAGGAAUUGUGGGGUGGUGCUGAGGCCGACAUUGGGAAGAUGACACUAUACACUUAAGCUGACUGGUGCAUAUAGAAAUUCAUCUAAUAGUAAGAAAAAAACUUUGUAUCCACACUAAAACAUUUCUACUAACAGGUAUAAUGGUUUUUGAUCGAUGACCUUAAAACAUACCUUCGAUACAAAGGUCUAUUUGGCUUACGGUAUUUUACAUGGAUAUCGAUCGCCGUCGCGAAACAAUAUAUACAAAGUUACUAACAUAUAUAUAUACACAUAUAUUCCACAUAUAAUGGAGGUCCAAUGUAAAAAAUAAAUCAUUGCAUAUGACACUGCGAGCCGGAGACAGUUUUCCUAUAAUAGCGUUUGCUAAGAUUCACCUAAUAAUGAUGACUUGCCUGGUCAAGGCGAUUCAACGUUAUUUUAGCGGGCGCAACAAAAGGAUGAGGCGUCAAUAAUUCGGCCGCAUCGCCACGUCAAGGGGGCACCAAUUGCACAGACGUGAUUACCUUGUCAUCUGCCAAAUAGGGAAAUACCGAAACAGUUUAUCGGGUUCGCGGUGUGUUUGUCACUACAGAUAGACAGAUCUAACGUGUAGCGUAUAGGAUAAUGGAUUAAUAGUUCUGUACUUUUGUAAUAUUUGGAUUUUGCCAAAAGGAAUAAAAACAAUUUUGUGUAUCAUAAUUUCGGUGAAGUAUAUACCUACAAUACGUAUGAAUUAUCCUUUGUGGCCGGUUUUUCUAUAUCCACAUCAGUCUGUAUCACUCCCCGUAUUUGUAGCAAACAUGAUGGGAUCCCAUGUUGCGUAUAUGAGAAUUGAUCACGUAGAUUUUUAGUUUUUUUUUUUCAUACCUGGUACGGGGCUUUCAAUGCAUGAUAUGCAUAUUCCUCGAACCUAGCUUUUCAUCUAAGGUGUAGAUAAUGUGUAAAAAACAAAGGGUGCCGCUAAGGCAGUGUUCGGUUACUUAAGCUUUAAAACGAAGGAAAACACUUGAACAAUUUAAUGAAAUAGCCAUUGUGAAUUCUUGCUGUUAGUUGUGAAAGCUAAAUGGGUCCGUUGUGGAUGGCUGUAAAUAAGCAGACGUUAACUUUUGUUAACGUUUGAAGUUUUGUACAAGUUCAUGCCUUACAUUAGUAAAAUACGAGAGGAAGGAAAUAAAGAUUAACUCGUAAAAAAUACGUGCAGCCUUAUUUCAUUGCUGUAUACGCGUUACAUAACUGCUAUAUUUUAACUUUCCUUGGUAACCUAUUGAAG
Varroa destructor (honeybee mite) is the source of this 9111-nucleotide messenger RNA. RefSeq lists its product as uncharacterized. The record is from RefSeq and is a predicted model, not a curated record. Lineage: Eukaryota; Metazoa; Arthropoda; Arachnida; Mesostigmata; Varroidae.